This is a messenger RNA of Trichophyton rubrum CBS 118892, 522 nucleotides long. RefSeq lists its product as uncharacterized. The transcript is spliced from 3 exons. Bases 1 to 522 code for a protein of 173 amino acids. The record is from RefSeq and is a predicted model, not a curated record. Lineage: Eukaryota; Fungi; Ascomycota; Eurotiomycetes; Onygenales; Arthrodermataceae.
AUGGUCCCCGGGCGCUACCAGAUCGUCAACUUCACCCUCGAUCGAACGUUCGAUAUCACACAACUGUGUGUACACUCUUUCAACCGUCACAAUGCCUCAGGAUAUGCCCCCUACUGGGGGAUAUCGCCCGGUCCAGUACAAGGUACUCUCUUAUUUCUUAUCUCUGGUCAUUGGGCCUUGACUUCAUUGUACGAUAUGGCUAACGACCUGACACAGCGCAAUGUACCUGUUCGAGGGUUCCGCCCUGUCUACUAUCUCAUCGGAAUGCAUGCUAUAAUGGCGUAUGGCCUGUAUAAACUUUUCAUCGGCACCCGCGAGCGAAAUGAACUUGCCCGAGAAAAGAUUUGGUCUCGCAUCCACCUUAUUCCACUCCUCCAAGCUGAGGAAGAUCGAGAUCAAGCAAGACGUUACUUCGCAGACAAAGCAAGAGAGAAGGAAUUGCUUGGAACCGAUACCAAAAUUUACAAUUCUGAUAGAUUCGUGAGACCAACCUUCAUGUAUACCCCAUCUCCUUCGAAAUAG